Molecule: messenger RNA, 777 nt
Organism: Abrus precatorius (Indian licorice)
Lineage: Eukaryota; Viridiplantae; Streptophyta; Magnoliopsida; Fabales; Fabaceae
Product: expansin-A8-like
Exons: 3
Coding region: 13-777 (254 amino acids)
Biological process (GO): plant-type cell wall organization
Cellular component (GO): extracellular region
Source: RefSeq, a predicted model, not a curated record
AAAAGACUUUCCAUGGCACCCCAUGCAUAUUCUGUUGUGUUAGUAAUUCUCUUUUUUCUCUUCAUUCACAUGCACUUGCAGGGUGCCACCGCUGACUAUGGUGAUUGGCAGGGUGGCCACGCCACUUUCUAUGGUGGUGGUGAUGCUUCUGGCACAAUGGGAGGUGCGUGUGGUUAUGGGAAUUUGUACAGUCAGGGGUAUGGAACCAACACUGCAGCUCUCAGCACUGCUUUGUUCAACAAUGGCUUGAGCUGUGGGGCAUGUUAUGAAAUGAGGUGUGCUGAUGAUCCAAGAUGGUGCAAGCCUGGCACCAUUGUUGUCACUGCUACAAACUUUUGUCCACCAAACUUUGCUCUGUCCAACCAUAAUGGUGGUUGGUGCAACCCUCCUCUUCAACACUUUGAUAUGGCUGAACCCGCAUUCUUGCAAAUCGCCCAAUAUAGAGCUGGAAUUGUGCCUGUGGCAUUUAGAAGGGUUUCUUGUGUGAAAAAGGGGGGAAUAAGAUUCACAAUUAAUGGACACUCUUACUUCAACCUGGUUUUGAUCACCAACGUCGCGGGUGCAGGGGAUGUCCAUGGAGUGUCAAUCAAAGGGUCAAGAACUGGCUGGCAACCAAUGUCAAGGAACUGGGGGCAAAACUGGCAAAGCAACUCCUACCUCAAUGGACAAAGUCUCUCUUUCCAAGUCACCACCAGUGACGGUAGAACUUUGACAAGCAACAACGUGGCAACAUCUAACUGGCAGUUUGGUCAGACCUUCCAAGGGGGUCAGUUUUAG